GCUUUACCAUAUCUCACCACCACUUCCUCUUGUGUUAUUAUUAUUCGUGUCUAUCCAAUCCAAUCCUUUUUUCUUAAAAAAAAAAUCUUCAAUUCUACUUUCUCACAAUGUCUACCUUUGUUGAAGACCACAACAACAAGAAGCGGGUACGAGAUGACUCGGUUGGGUCGUCCGAGUUAGACUCACCCGAGGUGAAGCGACUCAGAGAAAACCUUCUUGAUUUUCUCGACGACUCGGAUCCCAAUCCCACGAUUCAAGAGCUUGACUCGCUCAUGAAGAGUUUCGAGGAAGAGAUAUCUUCUUCGCCGGUGCCGGUGGUUGACCUCACGUCAGAUUCCAGCGAGUCUCAGCCGGAUCUUGGGUACCUUUUAGAGGCUUCGGACGACGAGCUUGGCCUUCCACCUUCUUCGAGCGAGGAGGUUAAGAACGCGCUGGAGACUGAGUUGAUCCGAGUCUCGUCUGACUCGUCUGGAAUCGGCGAGUUUUGGGGGUUUGAGGACCAGAUCCCGAGUUAUGACUCGUUCGAGUUGGGAACUGGUGAUGGUUAUAACAAUAGUAACGCGUACGUGGAGUUUAACGGGCUGUUCGAGUAUUCCGAUGUCUAUUUCGAUUCGUCAGAUUUCUCGGAUCCCACGUGGCGGCAUGAAACAUUGCCGGCGCAGUAGAACCCAAAAAAAAAAAAAAAAAAAUUCAAAUCGAACCGUUUCAGUCCGACCGAAUAUUAUACGGAGAAGUUGUAAAUUUUUUUCUUUUUUUAGAUUUCUAUUUUGUUUUUCCUUUUUAUUUUUUAUUUUUUAAAAAGGAAGCCAAAGGAAUAUAUGUAGGGUUAGGAUACAUGGUUCUAAAAUGCGUUAACUUGUCAGGAACUGGUUCUCUAUUUUCGUGAAAUCAUGAUUCAUGAACCACUUGGACGAAUCUA
This is a messenger RNA of Quercus robur (English oak), 919 nucleotides long. RefSeq lists its product as uncharacterized. The transcript has a single exon. Bases 108 to 665 code for a protein of 185 amino acids. NCBI's taxonomy places the organism in Eukaryota, Viridiplantae, Streptophyta, Magnoliopsida, Fagales, Fagaceae. The record is from RefSeq and is a predicted model, not a curated record.